AUGGGCUCUAUCAUCUCGUCCUGCGUGGAAUCUCUACCACCCCUGGUUGACUUCUUCCCUCCUACACCAGAAGCGUACGCCGUUCUUCUCAAUGGCUUCCAGUACUUCCCAGUUUUUACCCUUAUUCAAUGGCUUCUCUCUUUCUACCCUGCCGGCAAGAAAUCCAUGAACUCCUGUUUGAACUUUCCUGGUCGUGUUGGCUGGGUCAUCAUGGAGUUGGUGGCACCGAUUAACUUCCUCUUCGUGCUCUGGAAACUGCCACAGACGCUCGACAUUGCAUCUCUCCCGCUCAUCAAUAAGCUGGUCGGGUCUCUGUAUGUCAUCCACUAUGCCAAUCGAGCUGUCAUCUCGCCUCUGUUCGCUGCGCCGAGUAUGUCGCCUAUCCAUGCUCUUGUCGUGUUUGCGGCGGUUAUCUUCAACUGGGUUAACUCCUCCUGUAUUGCGUCGUGGGUGGUCGGGUACAACGUUUCUACCAUUGGAUACAAGACGGACGGGGGCAUCCCAUCAUCUCCCCAGGGAGGGUCGGGAUCGGGGUACCUCCCAUACUUGGGUCUGGUCCUCUUUUUCACUGGCAUGAUUGGCAACAUAUACUCUGAUCGAACUCUAUUCCGUCUUCGUCGCGAAGAAGCCGAUAGACGAGCGGCCAAGGAGGAUCUCGACCAGAACAAAAACGACAGCAACAAUGGCCAGUCCACGAACAAAUACUUCAAAGUCUACGUCAUUCCUCCUUGCCAGGGCGUUUUCCGGUCCAUCCUUUACCCAAACUACGCUUUUGAAUGGAUCGAAUGGCUCGGUUUCAUUCUCGUUGGCACAGCAAUCUUUCCAGCCCGUCUUCCAUCUGCCAUUUCCUCCUCGCCUUCCUACUCAACUCCUCCAUUCAGACUUGCACCCUGGCUUGUUCCUGCCGCUGUCUUGGCGGAGAAAUUCAAUGUGCCUCUGUCUCUACCCGGCUUGUUGUUUCUUGUCAAUGAGAUUUCUACUAUGUUGCCUAAUGCUCGUUGGGGUCGGAAGUGGUACGUGGAGAGAUUCGGAGAGAAAGCUGUCGGUGGAAGAGGUGCGGCUGUUCCGUGGUGUUCUUGGUUGUGA
Molecule: messenger RNA, 1086 nt
Organism: Aspergillus wentii DTO 134E9
Lineage: Eukaryota; Fungi; Ascomycota; Eurotiomycetes; Eurotiales; Aspergillaceae
Product: 3-oxo-5-alpha-steroid 4-dehydrogenase family protein
Exons: 2
Coding region: 1-1086 (361 amino acids)
Biological process (GO): lipid metabolic process
Molecular function (GO): oxidoreductase activity, acting on the CH-CH group of donors
Source: RefSeq, a predicted model, not a curated record